GCCUCUGGUGUUGCUUGCUAUGCGACUACCGAAACCCGCGGACACGCUUAAUCAAACGGCACUUGUCCUCGAAUCAUGCCGGCCUCCGACCAUUUCGAUGUGGCUGCUGUCACAAGACAUCUUGCCAACAGCCUCAAUGAGAGUGGACUUGUUCUCAGCCGACUUAAUGCCAAUGGAGUUUCCGUUCAGAUUAACGUCAUCGAGGGCACUCCCUCAGCACAGCAACGACGUAUGGCGUCGCAGUCUCAAGAGCUGCUAAGCCAGCUUGGCCCACCGCAACAGACCUUAGCUCCCAUGGACGUCCUGGAUGCAUCGAAGAGCCCUACGCUACAAAGAUCGGAGCGGCUGUACAGUCAAAACAGUGGCCCCAGCGGCGCCAGCCUGGCUCAGGCAGGCGCAACUCAAGAUGAGACUGAAGUCGGGUCGUUGCCCGUGGGCGCGUUAAACUUCAAAGAGCACCUCAUGCGCGUCGGGGAGCUUCACCUAUGCAAGGUGUGCAAUUAUAGCAGUAAACACUACAGCCACGUGCGCCGCCACAUCAUCACCAUACAUCUUGGCGUCCGGCCAUUUAAGUGCAAUUACUGUCCGAUGUCGUUCUGUGACAACUACAAAAGAACCAGACAUGAACGCAAGAAGCAUCUUGGAGCCGUGGAGAAUCUACAAAUCAUGGCGCAUGUACCCUGUCCGCACUGUGGUGACCAGCUAACGUUGUUCGACCUUCAGCAUCAUAUGGCGACUCAGCAUGGAAUGACACUCAAUUCAAUUGUGUAGCGGAAGUCGCUGAACUGAUGAACCUAUCUAAACGACAGAUAUUUCCGUUGAAUCACAAGCUAGUAUCAGUAAAUGAUAACAGAAUACAGCAGAUGAAGAUACCGAUCGAAAACAAAGCAUAAUCGAUAUUUGGAAGACACUGUAAAUUUCUGUGAUUUACAAGUUUAGACUAAUACUAGACCUGCUGCGUGCAUAUCGUGAAAUUGUAUUUCAAUCAUACCUCGUAUUAACUUAAUUGAGUGCGACACAGAACGACCUUCCCAGAAGUAAAGUUGGCUGUACGUAACUAAAUGAGUGUUGUUUUUCAUACGCGCGCGUCUACGCGCGUAUCGUGCUACGGCCCAUUGACAAAGCAGUAAGCGUUCGAUGGGCGGACGUGUAUCAAUGGCCAUCUAAUUAAUGCCUUGCUCAGGGCGCAAGGUCCACCCGUAAUGAGACACGCGUAUCUCUGCAUUUACUCGACAUUUUAACGUAGGGCUAGUUAGACGGCUUAGUCAAGCCGGACCCAACGAGUGUUCAAACCGGUGAAUCAAUUUUUCAAACGUAUUAAGGUUUAUUUAUUAAUGACAAAUAACUAUUGAGCUCGAAACAGCUAAGGAUUGUUCUCCUGAAUGGUAAGUGGAUCCAAAUGGCACAUGAUUGAGCCCGACUGAUACUGAUCACAACAUCAGUCGCAGUAUUUUUGAUUGAGGGCAAACUGCGUAGCAAAUCUGUCUUAUAGUAAAUGCUAUAGUUUUAUAACAGGUAGUAUUUGUCGGUCAGGUUGGUACUAAAAAUGCAUACUAGUAGCAGCAGCAGCAGCAGCAGCAGCUAUAUUUUUUAACGAUGCCACAAAUAUGAAUUAAAACACAUUUAAAAUGAUCGCUUUUAGAAAUUUUUUUUAGAAAACGGAUUUAUUAUAAUUGUAAGAUAGUCAAUACGAAUCGUCAAAUUUAUACCCAAUUCGCUGUCAGAAUUGCUACUGUCCAUAGCGAUGAAAUUUAAAAGUCAACCCGUGUAUAUAAAUAGAUACCCAAUCAUUAACCCAAGUUUAACGCCCUUACGAAGACUCAGCUAGCUAGCUAGCUAGCUAGCUAGCUGAGAAGAUACCGAAAAUUGUUCGUUUUUCUGCAAUAUGCCUUUAACUUAAUUGACGAACUUCGGCGAUAUAUAAAUUAACUAGAUGCUAUAGCACAGUAGAACACACUACUAAUAACUAAAAUGAUGGUCCGAUUUUAGAUAAAGCUUGUUAUUACGAUCUAGCAACGUAUUAUUGCAAGUCUACCCGUGACCCAAUUUGUGUAAAUAAAGAAUGGCAUCGCUAAUGACCAUGUCGAGUUGACCUCAGCCAAUGGCCUGUUCUGACAACGGCUUAGGGUGAAUUAAUACGUGACCGAAGGAAGACGGCCCUUUCCUCACUCUGUUGGCCUAAAUCAACGUUCUUAAAUCGAGGAAUCAUCGUCCAGUCGGCUAUUAGGCGAACCCGUGGCGUAAAUUCAGCUUAUCUAAUAGCGGCGUCAAUUUGUUAGCAGGACGAUUUUGCUCGGUCAAAUAUACAAGCUCAAUCUCUCAAUGGACCAUAAGUACCGAAUACAUAAAUAAGACAAAUCCAUUAUGAUAAACUUGAGACAGUUCCGACCUACGACGUUAGCAUAUUAUAGUUCAGUAUCAUAUCCAGUAUGUAUGUUAUCCAAUAUCACAUAUUCAAACAACUUAUAGAUAUGAUUACCAUUAUGAAUCUGUCAUUGAUCUCUUCUUCUUAGACCUAUUCAUAUAUAUAUGACAUUGGGUGUACUAUAUAUAUAUAUAUAUAUAUAUAUAUAUAUAUAGAUAUGCGUAUAGAUGGUUCCGUCACUUUGUUGCUCCUAUGUCCGUGUAUUACUACUGAGGUGGCAGGGUAAUGGUAACUUGAAUAAUAGAUAACAACAACGAGGUACUUCAUUUGUUCGAAGCGAAUCUUUGGCGCCGGGAAAUUUUGAACGAAUGCUUCCCUAACCUGUAACGAGGGAACCUUCCCAACAGCCUAUAGUACGAACAUAGCAGAGCUUAGCUGCCAACUUGAAAAAAACUUACAUUAUGCCUGAAUUUGAAGAGGAUUAUUUUGUCUAGAUAGACCAUAUGGUACGAAAGUUGUUCUGCUAUGAAGUGAACGAACAAAAAGCUAUAUUAUGUAGAAGAAGUUACCUUUUUUAUAUGUAUUUGCAAUUAAAUAAAAUAAAUGUUAUUUUCAAU
This is a messenger RNA of Varroa destructor (honeybee mite), 2982 nucleotides long. RefSeq lists its product as uncharacterized. Gene Ontology annotation, biological process: regulation of transcription by RNA polymerase II. The record is from RefSeq and is a predicted model, not a curated record. Gene Ontology annotation, molecular function: DNA-binding transcription factor activity, RNA polymerase II-specific; RNA polymerase II cis-regulatory region sequence-specific DNA binding. Lineage: Eukaryota; Metazoa; Arthropoda; Arachnida; Mesostigmata; Varroidae.